Darwinula stevensoni is the source of this 3942-nucleotide messenger RNA. The record is from the annotation of a GenBank genome assembly. Lineage: Eukaryota; Metazoa; Arthropoda; Ostracoda; Podocopida; Darwinulidae.
AUGGAGUCACAGGUUGAGUUUGUAAAUCCUUCCCCUAAAAAGGACACCAAGGAGUCCUUUCUUGAAAAAGCCAAAGCAGCUCGAGCAGAGCGAGAGCAAGAGAAAGCUAGAGAUCAGGCUGUCAUCAGGAUCCAGACACAGUUCCGAGGAUGUCUGCAGAGAAGAAAAUUCCAAAGCCUCAUCAGGAAGAACUUAGCAGAAGCGUUGGAUGCUUCCAGUUCCAGUGAUCCAUUGAAGGUAUAUGAGGCUGUACUCAAGCUCUUCCCUUACAUCAAAAUACCUGAUGAUGAAACUCUAUUCAUCAGAUAUCUCAAGUAUGUUCUGGAGAGCAUGGGGAAGAAGAAUCUGGAGGAUUCAUAUGCAGGGAUCAUGUUGAAGAGGGAGCAUGCUGUGUCAUGGAUAGUCCACAUCAAGCGAGCUUUGGUUCUCACACUCCUUUUUCUUGCCAAAGGAGAUCGAAAAGCCAUGACAACGCAUCUUCACAUGCUAGUCACAUUUACCCAUCCAUCUUCCUGGGGUUUUUGGUCCUCGUCCCCUCCUUCACUUCAGCCUUGUUUUCAUAAGCUUGCUGAGAACGCUCUUGGCCACCUAGUCCUCAAUGACCUCUAUCAAACCAUUCAGAUGGUGCUGAUAGAAUCAAGAAGCAUGAUGAAGGCAACCUCUCUGAUGGCACUGGUAUCUCUGACUCUUCGCCCUCUGGUGGCAGGGAAUUUUCCUCUAAAUUUUCUUGGUCUCUUCAUCCAACACUUCCUUACCAUUCCUGCUGUGAUCCAGCUCAUCCAUUCCACUUCCCCUCAGGCAUUGAAGGAGAUGGAAGGCAGUAAUGUGUUGGUGCAUGUGUUGAAGUACAUGGGGGAGUCUGGGAACCAGACUGAGGUGGUGAUGAGCUUAAAAGGAAAUCUACUCCUCUCAUUCCUUGCCAAUUUCAUCCAUCUGACUACUCUCUUCAACCAUACUCUCCCUGCUGAAGGGGAUCUGGACCUUCAUUUUUCUGAGGUGGUGCGAGAGUCAAUUGAUGUCAUCGGAAGCGAUUGUGGGGGCAGAGGUGCCAAGUCGACUGUGUGGCAUCCUGUCCUUGGAUGGUUCCCAUAUCCAUUGGAUCCUGGAACCAUGGAACUUCUCCCAGUGGUGAAGACUCAGUUGAGCUCCCUCUGGAGCAUGGCAUUGAAGGAGAUGGAAGGCAGUAAUGUGUUGGUGCAUGUGUUGAAAUACAUGGGGGAGUCUGGGAACCAGACUGAGGUGGUGAUGAGCUUAAAAGGAAAUCCACUCCUCUCAUUCCUUGCCAAUUUCAUCCAUCUGACUACUCUCUUCAACCAUACUCUCCCCGCUGAAGGGGAUCUGGACCUUCAUUUUUCUGAGGUGGUGCGAGAGUCAAUUGAUGUCAUCGGAAGCAAUUGUCGGGGCAGAGGUGCCAAGUCAACUGUGUGGCAUCCUGUCCUUGGAUGGUUCCCAUAUCCAUUGGAUCCUGGAACCAUGGAACUUCUCCCAGUGGUGAAGACUCAGUUGAGCUCCCUCUGGAGCAUGGUGAUGAUCAAGUGGUGUUUCCAGGCCCUUGUUGCCAGGGAACCUGAGUCUCCUGAAGAAGAAUCCCACUCCAUUCAUUGGUUUCUCAAGCGUAUCACUCCUGGAAAGAGGGGGGAAGCAGUGGGGAAGAAGAUUUCUUCAUUGUCUGUGCAGAAGGUUGCUCGUGCAUCUCAGAUGUACAUGGCAUGCCUCAGCACACUUGCUCCUGUUCAACUGGACAUCCUCUCUGGAUUAUGUUGUGGAGAUUUCCUCCUGCCUCAUCUUCUGAAGUUCCUGGAAUCUUUGGCACCAAACUUUGGCCUAAAAUUAUGGCUUGAUCUCUUAGCUCUUGAUCCCAAGUGCAAGAUCCCAGAAUUUUCCUUGCUAACUCUGUUCUGUAAAUGUGCCACUUAUCUUAUCACAAUCCUGGAUGACAAGGAACUCUAUGUAGACCAGAAACCCAUCUCCCUCUCUGAUCUGACUUCUCUGUCACGCUUCUUGAACCAGUUCCUCUUCAAAUCUCUUUGGACGGAGCUGAUUUCCUCCCAUGGAUUGUCUGAGAAUCAUUUGUUUGCAUCGCUGCACAAGAUGCUGGUGCUGAUCUACUGGCGGGACUCACGGAGAUGUUUCACAAUGCCAAAUCACUGGCUUCUAAAGGAUGUCAGUGUCUCCUCCUUUCUGUAUGAGCUGGAGAAAAAGAAGCCAUGUGCUCUGGUGAACACUUUCAUCUUGGUGCUAAUGAAGAAGAUGCCCCACUUGAUUCCUCAUCAUGAGAGGGUCAUCCUGUUCCGCAAGGCCAUACAAGAGGAUAAGGAGCGACUUGGCCUCUUGGAUUCUUCUCCAUCUCACUCUUGCUUCUCUACUGUCAUCAGUGUACACCGGAGCAGCUUAGUGGAUGAUGGAUAUCGGCAGUUGUCAUCAUUGACCCCAACAGCCCUGAAGGGAGUCAUUAGGGUGAAGUUCAUCAACCUCCAGGGACUGGAUGAGGCUGGCAUCGACCAGGAUGGUGUCUUCAAGGAGUUCCUGGAAGAGACGGUGAAGCAGGUGUUUGAUCCGGGGCUGAACCUCUUCCAAACGACAUCUGACAGGACCAUCUAUCCCUCACCCACAUCCCACAUCCAUGAGAAUCACCUCCUUCUCUUUGAAUUCAUUGGGAAAAUGUUGGGGAAAGCUAUCUAUGAGGGGAUUGUGGUGGACAUACGCUUUGCAUCAUUCUUCCUCAGUCAAGUGGUUGGAUUUCAUCAGUCGGGUAACUCUUACUCGUGUAUGGAUGAUCUUCCCUCUCUUGACAAUGAACUCUUCAAGAACCUCACCUUCGUCAAACACUAUGAGGGUGAUGUAAGUGAGCUGGAUCUGGGGUUCAGUUGUGAUGAAGAUGUCCUGGGACAGCUGGUGACCCAUGAGUUUGUUCCUGGAGGCCGUGCCAUUCCUGUCACCAAUCAGAACAAUGUUGAUCUGAGGGACCUGAGAAAGCACACACAGUACUAUGGUGGGUUUCAUGACAAGCAUCGUCUUAUCACCUGGCUCUGGGAUAUUCUUGACAAGGACUUCUCUGAACAAGAAAGGCGACUCUUCCUCAAGGUGCAGCGAUUGAUAUCAGGUGAUCCCUGCAGUGUUGAUCUGAGGGACCUGAGAAAGCACACACAGUACUAUGGUGGAUUUCAUGACAAGCAUCGUCUUAUCACCUGGUUCUGGGAUACUCUUGACAAGGACUUCUCUGAACAAGAAAGGCAACUCUUCCUCAAGUUUGUGACAUCUUGCAGUUCUGCUCCCCGCCUUGGUUUCAGUCACCUGGAACCCCCAUUCUCGAUCCGUUGCGUGGAGGUCGGAGAAGACGAAGACACGGGAGACACACUGGGUACGUCGAUGUUGGAUGAAUCGCUUUUGCUUGUCCUACUACCCUGCUGCAUUCUAGUCACCUGGAACCCCCAUUCUCGAUCCGUUGCGUGGAGGUCGGAGAAGACGAAGACACGGGAGACACACUGGGUGCAGCGAUUGAUAUCAGGUGAUCCCUGCAGUGUUGAUCUGAGGGACCUGAGAAAGCACACACAGUACUAUGGUGGAUUUCAUGACAAGCAUCGUCUUAUCACCUGGUUCUGGGAUACUCUUGACAAGGACUUCUCUGAACAAGAAAGGCAACUCUUCCUCAAGUUUGUGACAUCUUGCAGUUCUGCUCCCCGCCUUGGUUUCAGUCACCUGGAACCCCCAUUCUCGAUCCGUUGCGUGGAGGUCGGAGAAGACGAAGACACGGGAGACACACUGGGGAGUGUGAUAAGAGGGUUUUUGAAGAUAGGAUCCCGUCGGGACCCAGUGAAUCGUCUCCCGACUUCCUCGACCUGCUUCAACCUUCUCAAGCUCCACAAUUACCACAAGAAGAGCACCCUGCGAGACAAGUUGCGAUAUGCAAUUCACAGUAACACCGGCUUUGAACUCUCCUAG